Messenger RNA from Aspergillus wentii DTO 134E9, 3363 nucleotides. Its product is annotated as condensin subunit YCG1. Gene Ontology annotation, cellular component: condensed chromosome; condensin complex. Lineage: Eukaryota; Fungi; Ascomycota; Eurotiomycetes; Eurotiales; Aspergillaceae. The record is from RefSeq and is a predicted model, not a curated record. The transcript is spliced from 2 exons. Gene Ontology annotation, biological process: mitotic chromosome condensation. The coding region runs from base 1 to 3363 and encodes 1120 amino acids.
AUGCCUGCUCGAGUCGCCGCCCGUUCGAAUUCUGCGACAACACGCAGGUCGUCGGCCCAGCCUUCAGCAUCGGGAAGAGCUGGAUCUGCGACACCCGCCGCAGUUAUUAUUCCCGAUGAACCGCCUUUGCCUGAAACGUCGCCGAACCUGCGUCGCGAUGUUUGUUUGAUUUUCGCCGAUGCCCAGCGCUCGACAACCGGACACAGAAAAUUAGUAGUACGACUCCGAAAACUUCAAGAAUUCAGCUGUGGAAUCGCCCAGAAGAAAUCGAAAAAGGACAACAAAGAGAAGGAUUCUCAGGAGGAGGUCGUGAUCCCUAAUGAAGAAACGUUCCCGGAGACGGAGUUCAACGUGGAAGUUGGCCGGUGUUUGCUGCGCAUUCUGCCCAUUAAGAAGUCAGAGCCCGUCGGCGAUCGAAUUUUGCGCUUCCUUGGUACCUUCUUGACGCAUGCAUCGGAAAAGGAUGCCGAGAUUUUUGGUUCCAUCGACGACGAUGGAAUGCAGACUGUUGGGGAGACUCCGACUUCGCGUUUGGCAACCAGGUUGACCGCUCUGGUUGUACCCCUGCUCGCAGCAAAGGACAAGACAGUUCGUUUCCGUGCCACACAGAUUGUUGCGCACGUUGUAAAUUCCCUCGACGCUAUUGACGACGAUUUGUAUCACACUGUCCGGCAGGGUCUUUUGAAGCGCAUCAGAGACAAGGAGCCAGCUGUGAGAGUCCAGGCAGUGCUCGGAUUAGGUCGAUUGGCCGGAAAUGAAGAAGAAGAUGAUGAAAAUGAUACUACAGCCCUUCUGGAAAAAUUAAUCGAGAUCAUGCAGAAUGAUACGAGCGCUGAAGUUCGAAAGACCCUCCUGACCAACUUACCUCUUGCGCAGAUCACUCUACCAUAUCUUCUUGAACGAGCCCGCGAUCUUGACCCAGCCACGCGACGAGCACUAUACUCACGCCUGCUUCCUACCUUGGGCGAUUUCCGACACCUAUCCCUAUCUAUGAGAGAAAAACUCCUUCGAUGGGGACUGCGCGAUCGAGAUGAGAGUGUUAGAAAGGCGACCGGAAAACUGUUCUUUGAUCGUUGGGUUGAGGAUUGCGCUGGCAAUAGUAAUGAGUCUGAAGAAGGUCCCGUUGGUCGAACCGCCCCAAACAUCCCAGCGCUCUUGGAGUUACUGGAGCGAAUUGAUGUAGUCAACUCCGGAAUGGAAUCUGGUAUUGCCCACGAGGCUAUGCGCAGCUUCUGGGAAGGUCGUGCGGAUUACCGGGAAGCUGUUGUUUUUGACGAGCCCUUCUGGGAAAAUCUUACAGGGGAGUCAGCAUUCCUCAUACGCUCUUUCAAUGAUUUCUGUCGCGUGGAACAUGAUGGGAAAUAUGACAGCCUCGUUGAGGAAAAGAUGCCUGAAGUGACUGCUCUCGCCUUUUUCCUGCAGAAAUACACCGCACUGCUCUUGGAGAGGAAGAAAAUCGCUAAAGAUACCAGCGAUGCAAACGACGAAGACUCCGUGGAACAUGAAUUUGUUGUCGAGCAGCUGCUACAUAUAGCUAUCACUCUCGACUACAGUGAUGAAGUUGGACGACGAAAGAUGUUUACUCUACUGCGAGAGUUCCUAGCUGUUCCAGAGCUACCUGAAGAAUGCACCAAGCUUACCAUUGAGACAUUGAGAUGUGUCUGUGGCCCGGACGCCGCAGCGGAAAGCGAAUUUUGUAGUGUCGUCCUGGAAGCCAUUGCCGAAGUCCACGACACUAUCACUACGGAGGACAGCUUCGUGUCCGCAAGAUCGGAGAUUAGUGACGACACAAGUAGCCGUCACCGGUCAGAGACCCCAGGAGAUGCCGAGUCCGAGGCCUCCUUUAACAAGGAAGAGGCCAAGGCCAAGAUUAUCAAGGAGAUCGUGGUGAACAUGAAGUGUUUGCACAUCGCUCUGUGCAUGUUGCAAAAUGUCGAGGGCAACUUGCAACAGAAUAUGAACUUGGUGACCAUGUUGAACAACCUUGUUGUCCCUGCUGUUCGCAGUCACGAAGCUCCCAUCAGAGAGCGGGGCUUGGAAUGUUUGGGGCUUUGUUGUUUACUGGACAAGACGCUAGCCGAAGAAAACAUGACCCUCUUUAUCCACUGUUAUAGCAAAGGACACGAGGCCUUGCAAGUGACCGCUCUGCAAAUCCUGUGUGAUAUGGUUACGACACAUCCUUCGCUUCUCACACCCGUAACCCAGUCCGAUGGGGAGACUGUGACGCCACCAAUCUUCCACAAACCGCUUUUGAAGGUUUUCGCAAGAUCACUCAAGGCCAGCUCCCCGAACACUGUGCAGUCUGCUGCUGCCAGUGCACUAUCGAAGCUGUUGCUUACCAACGCCUUUACACCUUCUGGAUCGAAAGUGCCUCCAGCUAUCGAAGAACUUAACCAGACUGCUGUUGAGACUUUGUUACAGUCCCUUGUGCAGUCCUUCUUCCACCCUCGCACCCGGGAGAACCCGGCCCUUAGACAAGCCUUGGCAUACUUUUUCCCUGUUUACUGCCACUCCCGGUUGGCCAACACCCAUCAUAUGCGCCGAGUGGCCGUGCCCGUCGUUCGGAACGUUAUGGACGCGGCAGAGGAGUACUAUUCUCUUGAGGCGGAAGAGGACAGUGACGGGGAAAUUGAUGAGACUGUCGGCCAGAAGGAACUCAAGGCUUUAAUGAGCGGUGUUCUAGGCAUGCUUUCCGAGUGGACUGAUGAGCGACGGGUCGUGGGGUUGGGCGGAGAAAGAGUCCUGGCAGGUGGCACAGCCAGCUCCAAUGCUUGUGGCUUUGUACAUCUGGCACUGGUGAGGGACAUCUUGGAACGGGUCCUGGGCAUCAGCAGUGCCAGCAACCGGUGCUCAAAGGAUGAGAAGAAGCUACUCUUUUCUCUCAUGAGUAAGCUGUAUAUCACAACCCCAACUGUUCCCGCACGAGCUGGAUCCCGGAACCCUGAAAGUGAGGAUCCGUUCCGAAAUAGUGUCCGAAGCGCCCAAGCUGUCGACAUUGAUCCGGAGAAUACUAGUCUUGCUCAGGAAGUGAAGGAGCUUCUGGACCAGGCUAUAGAGGAUGGCAUAGCUACUGAGGCCUCCAGCCGGAACGCCCUGGUAAAGGUGAAGAACGUGGUCCUUAAGCUCCUGGCGGUUGCUCGAGGCUCGCGACCUCCUAGCGUCAGACCACGCGAAGGAACCGAAGAGCCCGAGAGCGAUGCCAUGAGUGUUCGUUCUGGCAGCGUCAAGCCUUCGAUCGAGCAUAUCUCGAGUCGUCGUAUGGUGUCUGUGGAACCGAGCAUCAUGGAAGAAGAUGAAAAUGAGGACAGUCGGACGACGAUUAUUAAAACCGAAAUUCCCGAGGAAUCAGAACCUGAGGAGUAA